AGUGCAUUAUGAGCUUAAGUUUAUUCGUAUUAUUAUUUUCAACAGAUUCUUACAAGUUGUAAAUGCAUAUUUAAAAGUGUAAAUAGUAAUAAUUAAAUAAUCAUGAACAGCAUUAUAACAAUUAUGACUGUUCUAGAAACUACAUCGCUUGUUACUGGAAACUUUGGAUAUAGUAAACGUGAGCAACAUAUGUGGAUUCAGAAAUUUAAGCCGUGCGGCGGGAAACUGCAGUCUCCCGUAUCCAUUUCAUCGUUCAAAUCGGUACCUCUUCCUUUGCCUGCGCUUGAAGUUAUUGGCUAUCACGAUUAUCUUCCAGGGCCGCUAUACUUAAAAAAUAGUGGUCAUUCGGUUUUAAUGAACAUAAACAACGGUUCAAGGAACAUACAUUUGCCCUAUAUAUUUGGUGCCGCGCUUCAAGCAAAUCAAGAGUUCGAAGUGGAUCAUUUGCAUUUUCACUGGGGUGCAAAAAAUAACAGAGGAUCCGAACAUAUGUUAAACGGUGUCAGGUACCCAAUGGAGAUGCACAUUGUCCAUAGAAAUAAAGCAUAUUUGAAUUUGUCUAAUGCGUUAAAUUACAAAGAUGGUCUUGUGGUUUUAGGAAUCUUUUUCCAAUUGCAGGAAGAAGCUAAUAUGUUGUUGCAUCCCAUUUUAAACGAUUUGAUAGACGUGCAGUGGUUGAAUAAAGAAAUACCAUUAAAAACACCUAUAACACUAGCUUCCCUAUUACCUCGUAGUACGGACGUAUUUUAUACUUAUAAAGGUUCGUUAACUACACCUCCAUGUAGCGAGGUAGUAACGUGGAUAAUUUUCCCAACCCCGGUACCAAUAUCUUUUGCCCAGCUAAGUAAGUUUAGACAACUUUCCAAUGGAGAAGAUGUAUUGGCAGAUAAUUACAGAAAAUUGCAAGAUAUAGGGCGUAGAAAGAUAUAUGUUAGAAGAUUGAAUCAGUUUCUUAUUACAAAGUACAAUGAAACCGUUUUCAAUGUCACGAAUUUGAUGUGGUUUUGGCAAUGA
Molecule: messenger RNA, 1014 nt
Organism: Colletes gigas
Lineage: Eukaryota; Metazoa; Arthropoda; Insecta; Hymenoptera; Colletidae
Product: putative carbonic anhydrase 3
Exons: 7
Coding region: 103-1014 (303 amino acids)
Cellular component (GO): cytoplasm
Molecular function (GO): zinc ion binding; carbonate dehydratase activity
Source: RefSeq, a predicted model, not a curated record